AUUAAAAGAGAAAUACAAAUCUCUAGGGUUAGUCGGAUUACGUCUCAUCGAUCGCCUUAUAUACAGCCCAUAGUCAGCGCUUUGUAUAACCUCAUUGCAUUUUGCGCGCUGCUCUCCUCCGUCCAUAGGCGGCUUGGCGAAGGCUUUUCACAUCAGAUUUGGGAGGAGGGAAGACUUUAUUGAUUUGUUGAUGCCUGCGUCUGCUUCUGCUCCAUUCUCUGCACUCCAGCAAUAUUUUUAGGUCACAAUGUCAGAGCGGUCUCAAUAUCCGUCAGUUGUGCAAAAGUUGUCUGGUCAAACAUUCCUUGGUUCCAGAUCUCCACCGAACUGGCAUGUUAGCCAGAAUGCCAUACAGCGACCUCAGGGAAUGUUUUAUGGUGGAUCACAGAGUGCACUUUUGCAGGCAUCCAAAUGGAGCAAUCUAUCUGUGGCAACUCCAAAUCUUUCACCCGUCUACGUUCCAGCACCUUCAGAGAAAGGUGUGAAAGGUUUCAUGAUUGAUUUUUUGAUGGGAGGUGUUUCUGCUGCUGUUUCCAAAACGGCAGCUGCCCCCAUUGAACGCGUCAAGCUGCUGAUCCAGAAUCAGGAUGAAAUGCUGAAGUCUGGUCGGCUCGCUGAGCCAUACAAAGGCAUAGGAGAUUGUUUUGGUCGAACAAUCAAGGAUGAAGGUGUUAUUGCUUUAUGGAGAGGAAAUACUGCUAAUGUCAUACGCUAUUUCCCCACUCAGGCACUCAACUUUGCUUUCAAGGAUUACUUUAAGAGCCUUUUCAAUUUCAAGAAGGACAGGGAUGGCUACUGGAAAUGGUUUGCUGGAAAUCUUGCAUCUGGUGGUGCAGCUGGUGCAUCAUCUCUCCUUUUUGUUUAUUCCUUGGACUAUGCUCGAACAAGGCUGGCUAAUGAUUCUAAGGCUGCAAAGAAAGGAGGAGAGAGACAAUUCAAUGGGCUCGUUGAUGUCUAUCGUAAAACUCUUAAAACAGAUGGUAUUGCUGGUCUUUACCGUGGAUUCAACAUAUCAUGUGUGGGGAUUAUCGUGUAUCGUGGUCUAUACUUUGGGAUGUAUGAUUCUCUAAAGCCAGUUGUAUUGGUUGGAGAUCUUCAGAAUAACUUCCUUGCAAGUUUUCUUCUUGGUUGGGGUAUUACAAUUGGUGCUGGUCUGGCUUCAUAUCCUAUCGACACUGUUCGUAGAAGAAUGAUGAUGACUUCCGGUGAGGCAGUGAAGUACAAGAGUUCAGUGGAUGCUUUUCAACAGAUUCUGAAGAAGGAAGGUGCCAAGUCUCUCUUCAAGGGUGCUGGUGCAAAUAUUCUGCGAGCUGUUGCUGGAGCUGGAGUCUUGGCUGGAUAUGACCAGCUGCAGUUAAUUCUUCUCGGAAAGAAAUAUGGCUCUGGUGGAGGCUAAUAUUAUGAAGUUGAUGGUGAUGACAAAUUGUUUAGACAUUAUUUUUUUGGCGGUUUGAGCCGUUUUCCGGGUUCAUUAUAAUAAAAAUAUUUGGCUAAACUAAUUGCAAUUUCCAGUACACUAGGAACCAGUCCAAGUUCACUUGAGUUUUGCCAUCUGAAAUUUGCAGAUGAGUAUUUGAUCUGUUGUCAGGCACAAAAUUUUCUUAUUUGAUAUUUUGGAAAAAAUAGUUUCCUCUGAUUUUGAAUUA
Messenger RNA from Cryptomeria japonica (Japanese cedar), 1646 nucleotides. RefSeq names its product ADP,ATP carrier protein 1, mitochondrial. Gene Ontology annotation, molecular function: ATP:ADP antiporter activity. The record is from RefSeq and is a predicted model, not a curated record. The transcript is spliced from 5 exons. Gene Ontology annotation, biological process: mitochondrial ADP transmembrane transport; mitochondrial ATP transmembrane transport. Gene Ontology annotation, cellular component: mitochondrial inner membrane. The coding region runs from base 248 to 1396 and encodes 382 amino acids. Lineage: Eukaryota; Viridiplantae; Streptophyta; Pinopsida; Cupressales; Cupressaceae.